Molecule: messenger RNA, 1788 nt
Organism: Talaromyces rugulosus
Lineage: Eukaryota; Fungi; Ascomycota; Eurotiomycetes; Eurotiales; Trichocomaceae
Exons: 3
Coding region: 1-1788 (595 amino acids)
Source: RefSeq, a predicted model, not a curated record
AUGGCCGACACAGGUAGCGUCGCCAGUGUUGCAGGCGCCGGCUUGCGGCUGGCCCUGCUCUUGAACGCAGUCGCAUGCCAGGUCGCAAACCUAGGCGUCGACAUCCACAGCAUCUCCAAGGGCAUCACUCUGUUCUCAACCAGCCUCAAACAAGCCCGCCAAAGCCUGCAGUCUGAGCACUCGGUGCACACGCAGGAUUGUCUGGACACCGCAAACCAGAUCAGCGAGCAGGCGCGCACCGUGUUUGAGGAGGUCGAGGAUAUGCUGGAUGAAGUGCAGAAGCCCAAUUCUCAAGCAACCGAGGGCGGCGGCGGCCCGCAGUCCGUUCAGCAGCGUUUCAAGACCUGCUUCAAGAAGCAGCGCGUCACUUAUCUUCUCGCACAGCUCGAGUCUCUCAAAUUUAGUCUGAUGGUGAUAGUCCAGGUGUUGCAGCUGGGCCGAUUGGUGGAAGUGAAAAAUGUUCUCAACACCCUUACCGAAGAGCUUAUUGCUCAGGAGAGGGCUGAUGCACAGAAUAUGCUGAUUGUCAGAUAUUGGUCGACCAAGAAACUCGACCGUCUAUGGGAUCUUGCGCGUCAAGAAGCGAAAGAAGACCGAGCACCGACUGUCAAAUUCGAAUCCAGCACGUCCUCGACACAAGACCUGUCCUCUCCCACCAGCCCGGGCAUGUCCAAACUACCAAUAAUUCCUUUAGGCGUGGAGUCGUCGUUGAACGCCGUAGAAGAAUUGCCAAAGGAUAUGCUUCGACUGACAGGGACAAUACUCGACGCCUUGCUCAAUCGCUGGAUUCGGGAAGAAGUUGGCCAGCGACUCGUCACAUAUGACGCCAAUGCAGCAGCAGCAGCAGGUUUUCCUCAUGCAUAUGUGUCGUCCGGAAGUGAAGACGGCUAUUCAGACGACGGCUAUGGCCGCCCGGACAUGCAAGGGUAUUAUCUCGAGGGGACUACCACCGACUGGCGGAAACCACACUCGCAAGACGCGCGAACUCAGGCUGCUCAACUGCGCAAACUAUACUCGACCAAACAGGCGCACGUCCACAGCGAUUCCGAAGAUUCGGACAGUUCAACAUCGUCGUCGAUGAGGCGGAAAACAAAGAGAAAGAAUCGACAGCCUGCUGCUACUGGUGAUGGUGAUGGUCGACAAUAUACCACUACUGCUGCUGCUAGGUCGUCUAGUGGAGAACCGGCAUCGCGGCCCUAUUCCUACUCUGUCUCGAACAAAGUUCCUGGCAGCGACACCGAAAGCAACUGGCGACACAAAGACACUGUCAACACGCACUCGCAGACACGGCCAAUUCCUGUACCGCAGCCAAAUAAUGUACAUGCAAAUGGCCUAUAUCCCGCGAGAGCGCCAACAUCCAGCCCUUCCUCCUCCAACGCGCGCAACGGCGUCCAUCAACAACACCACCACCACCACCACCAGACUUACUACAGUAGUACAGCACCAAACGGCUUUCUCUCCACGACCCCGACUGGGGGCUCCCAGUCUUAUCAACAACCCCGAUACACCCCAGCACCACCUCCCCCCACGCGCGCCUUUUCACGGAGCAUGUCCGACAACAUCUCCCAACCCCAGCAAUACCUCGCUCCGCAGCAACAACAACAACAACAUCAGCAACAGCAGCAACUACCACAACGCCACCGAUCCUCACGCAGUCGAAAAGGAUACCACAGCCCGCAGCCAUACGACCGACAUCGUGAUUUGAAGCGCACCGCCAUGCGCGGGAUUCUCGGCGCGAGCGCUAUUGGCGGGUUUAUGGAUGCUCUGGAAGCGUUUAGUGUUAUUUGA